AUGAAUAAAUUCAGGAAACAAGAGAUCGAUGGCAAGACCAUCUCAGAUAUUGAUGAAGUUGAACAGGGACAGGGUCUUUUAGAAGAAAGCAGCACAGACACAGACACAGACGCAGGCACAAACUUCUCACCAGCACCUAGGAGAUCACGUAGCUCCAAUUGUAGAUGGUACACUGUUGUCAUCGGAUUCCCAGUGCUGCUAUGUGCAACCAACCUUCUUACUUUCUGGAUCACCGCUUCCACAAGACCACAAUGUCAUGCUCCGGCGUCAGUGGCGGAACCUCCAAGCCUCGCGCCAAUGCUUCGAGAUCUGAACCUCGAGACAAUACACGUCAAAUUUGACUCAACAUUCUAUAGCCAGGGCAGCCGUUAUCGUAAGCCUCCAUCGCCGGAGACUGAUGCUGCGUGGAACUUCGCAGGCGCCAAUUUUGGAUUCCUUCUCAUUCCCGAAGAUCAAGCCAGUGAAUCGGAUCUUACAUCUGAUCACAUUCAUCUCGCUGGCGGUCCAGAUCAAGCCAAUCUGACGGGGAUUCCUGCCGAUGUUGAAGUAUUUCAUCAACUACAUUGCUUGAAUCUACUUCGAAAGGCGACAUGGUAUAACCAUGAUUACUAUCGAAAGCUCGGCGCAGACGAGUUUCAGCAUCCAGACCGCACGUUAUCCGUCCACGUUGACCAUUGCAUAGACAAUUUGCGCCAACGGAUCAUGUGUACGGCUGAUGUUGGACUUGUUCCGUUCUACUGGGUCGGAGACGAUGGUCAGACAGAUCCCGAGUUCAGUCGGACGCACACAUGCCGUAAUUUCGAGACCUUGCACGAUUGGAUGAUGCAGCAUAUGGUCACUCUAGACUCCAACGCCACCCUGCUUCCCAGACCAGGCGACUACAGAGUCGACCAUUUUCACUAA
Messenger RNA from Trichoderma breve, 903 nucleotides. RefSeq lists its product as uncharacterized. The record is from RefSeq and is a predicted model, not a curated record. The transcript is spliced from 4 exons. Gene Ontology annotation, biological process: mycotoxin biosynthetic process. The coding region runs from base 1 to 903 and encodes 300 amino acids. NCBI's taxonomy places the organism in Eukaryota, Fungi, Ascomycota, Sordariomycetes, Hypocreales, Hypocreaceae.